AUGAGGAUAUUCCGAUUAUUGAAUUUUAACACCAAACGUUGUCUAUUCUGUGCAGUUUUUGCUUUGCUUUUAAUUUUCACAGCGCUGGCUGUAUGUCCCGUUUCCGAGAAUAUUCCACCACCGAUAUGUGCCUUUCUGUUCGUAGACAACAAUUGCUCGGACACAUUUUACGCGGUGAAAGAGGAUUCAGAAGAAAUGGCAAUGAAUGAUCUGUGGAACGAUCGUAUAACGCUGGCAAUCAUUCGACCAGACUGCUAUCUGGAUUUGUACGACGGAGCAAACGUAACUGACGCUCAUCGAUUCCUGGGUGGCGAAAUAAGCGACGGUAACGUGUAUGACCUCAGCUGGUACGCAUUUGCCAACCGGACAUCUUCAUAUAUCUGUCGGUGCGCCGGAUUCAUGCGCAUUUAA
Messenger RNA from Gongylonema pulchrum, 411 nucleotides. NCBI's taxonomy places the organism in Eukaryota, Metazoa, Nematoda, Chromadorea, Rhabditida, Gongylonematidae. The record is from the annotation of a GenBank genome assembly.